Messenger RNA from Exaiptasia diaphana, 696 nucleotides. RefSeq names its product natterin-1. The transcript is spliced from 5 exons. Lineage: Eukaryota; Metazoa; Cnidaria; Anthozoa; Actiniaria; Aiptasiidae. Bases 36 to 659 code for a protein of 207 amino acids. The record is from RefSeq and is a predicted model, not a curated record.
UUGCACUUGCUUCUGUCGCAGUAGCUGUUCAAGACAUGGCACGUUUAAGCAAAAAGUUGUCAGUUCUUCUGGCCAUCAUGAUGAUGACAAUGAUGCUAAAAACUACUGGUGUGGAAUGCUCGAAUCUUGUUUGGAAGGACGCUUCCUAUGGAGGACUCCCUGAUUAUCCCGUAGCCGGUGGAUCAGACUAUCCAGGAGAGGUACUUCACGUUGCAAGAAUCAAACUACACAGUGGCCAAACGCCUGGAAAAAUGGAUGUAUCAGAUCGUAAAGCGCAUGCGUCAUGGGGAGGACGUGAGCACUUUGAUAGCAAUUAUCAGAUUCUCACAAACCCUGGAUGGAAGUCCCAUUUGGAGUGGAAAGCAAGCAGUGGUAACCAUGUUCCUGCAAAUGCAGUCAUAGGAGGCUACGACAAUGGCAGGCCACUGUAUGUUGCAAGGGUGAGGUACUCAGACGGUCACAUGAUUCCAGGAAAAGCAGCGUUUUUCUAUGGAAAGGCGUAUGUUGGUUAUGGCGGGAAGGAAUAUGAAUCAAAAACAUUUGACGUGCUGGUUGAACACCAAAGCAAGAAAAGAAAAAGAGAUGUGUCUUCUCGCUUUGAUUACCCUAAUUUGCCGAACGUCAAGCCAUUGAAGCGUGCUCCAGUCAUUGAGCAGUGAAAAAUGCACGAGUUGAAAUUGGCAAUUAAGAUAUUGA